AUGAGAAUCUAAAUUGUAUUUAAUGAGUCUCUCAUGAUUACAGAUAAUUCAGUUAAUGUUAGAGUAAUCUGCUAUCCUUUAGGUAUAUCAUAAAUUUAAUAUUCCUAAAUUAGUUUGAUUAUAUCUACAAAGAAUAAUAGACUUUAUAAGAUGAAUUAGGUUUAUCUUGAUAUUGUAAUUAUAUUAUUUAAAUUAUACUCUAAAAAGGCACUUUUGAAAUUAUUCAAAAUAUAGAUCAUCAAAAUUUUAAUAUUAUUUUUGAAAAACUCAGUUGUGAUAAGUUUGGUUAGGUAUAAAUGAUUCAUCAUUAAUAAUAGUAAUGUUGUUAAUAAAGCACAAAUAUUUCUUCACUUAUGA
Molecule: messenger RNA, 357 nt
Organism: Paramecium sonneborni
Lineage: Eukaryota; Ciliophora; Oligohymenophorea; Peniculida; Parameciidae
Source: the annotation of a GenBank genome assembly